AUGUUUCCUUUAAUCAUUUUCAUGUUCUUGGCUCCCUUCGAAUUCCAAUCUGAAAUUCUGGUGUAUGGAUGUGUUGACAAGUCUAUAUUCAUACUUGCCCGCCAGAGCAAUAUGGCUGGUCGAGGUGGUGUGCUGCAUGGGACAUGGGAUGGUUAUGUCCCUCCUGAAUGCCGUCCUAAGCCAAGGAUUCUACGACUUAACCCUAAAUUGAUGUGGGAGGAGGCACAUGAACCUCUUCAUGGAGACAUCGACACACGAAAACCUUGUGGGGUGGGACCGGGAAUGUCAUUCGCUAAUGGAGUGCUCGAAAGAGAUCCUUGUGUCGGGGCUAUCGGUUUGGUCCUUGUGCUAUUGGUGGCAUUGGCUUCAAGAGUGGGAUCCUAUUUCGAGGUUGUAAGAAAGGCCCAACUAGAGAUCAAACUUCCAAAUGUAGUAUGUGUCGAUGCUAAGGGACUGGAGGUGAAGAAAAAUGACACAGUGCACCUUACCACUUCAGCGCAAGUCCAACUAGGAAAGAUGUUGGCUAAUGCCUUUCUUCAGAUUGGAAUUUAG
Molecule: messenger RNA, 552 nt
Organism: Fraxinus pennsylvanica
Lineage: Eukaryota; Viridiplantae; Streptophyta; Magnoliopsida; Lamiales; Oleaceae
Source: the annotation of a GenBank genome assembly